ACACUAUGUGUGUCUUGUUAAAAUAUAUAACUUGACAGAAUCGCCAUGGUUUUUGUCGAGGAGUGCCUCGUCUCUAUCAAAAGAAAAGGAAAGAAAAACCCCCAUCUCUCCCGAGCUUCUGUUCUCAAGAUGGCAGUCUCUACUGAUUGUCACAAAGCCCAGCAAGAUUUCCCCAAAGUCCUGAUUCUAAAACCAAUUUCAUUCCUCGCUCACGUUGGUGAACGACACGUUGCAUCUAACAAAUUCACUUUCUUGAAAGCCUAUGACUCCUCACUCCCUCUACACCAAUUCUUGUCCACUCACUCUCCCUCUAUAAAAGCCAUCCUUUCCUCUGUUGGCACACCCAUAACCGCUGACAUCCUGCAGCUGUUGCCAGAGGUCGGUGUGGUUGUCACUACUAGUGUCGGACUUAACCAGCUUGACCUCCCUGAGUGCCGCCGGCGUGGUAUUAAGGUUGCCAAUGCAGGCAGUGUUUUUUCAGAUGACGUGGCUGAUUUUGCUGUUGGGUUGUUAAUUGAUGUUUUGAGGAAGGUCUCGGCGAGUGAUGGAUAUGUGAGGAAAGGGCUUUGGGCUACUAAAGGGGACUACCCUCUUGGUUCUAAGUUGGGAGGCAAGCGAAUUGGGAUUGUUGGAUUGGGAAAUAUUGGAUUUGCAGUUGCUAAAAGGUUAGAGGCUUUUGGGUGCGGUAUCUCAUAUAAUUCCAGGAAGAGAAAACCGCAUGUUUCAUACCCUUUCUACGAAAGUGUCUGUGAACUUGCAGCUAAUUGCGAUGUUCUUGUGAUAUGUUGUGAAUUAACUGACCAAACCCGCCACAUGAUCAACAAGGAAGUGCUGUCAGCAUUGGGAAAGGAAGGUGUCAUUGUAAAUAUCGGACGCGGGGCUAUCAUCAAUGAGAAGGAAAUGGUGCAGUGUUUGGUGCAAGGAGAGAUUGCUGGCGCUGGUUUAGAUGUGUUUGAAAAUGAGCCAGAUGUUCCUGUGGAGCUCUUUGCAAUGGACAAUGUUGUUCUGUCACCACAUAUUGCUGUCUUUACUCCAGAAUCAUUAUUGGAUUUAAUGGACCUCGUGAUGGGGAAUCUGGAAGCUUUCUUCUCAAAUAAACCACUACUUUCUGAAUAUGGGGAUUGAUGGAUGUUUUAAUUAACUCUUCUAUUUGCAGGAAAUAACUGAGUAAUGAACGAGAAAGUUAAUGAGAUGUCAAAGAUGAUGCUGUGCUAUCAGUACUUGAUAGUUGUGUAUAGCCUGUAUUGGAGGGGAAAGUUCUGCACAAGAACCUUUUUAUGGCCAUCAGUGUCGAGUAUAUUAGUUGUUUAAACCUUUAAUCCCUGCCAUUGUUUAUCAAUGACGCUUUAAGCAAGACAUUGAAGAUCGAUACAUAGUCAAUUUCUUAUACUUCAUACGUGUUAAACUCCACGAGGAUGCUGGUCACAUUGAUUGCCUAAGUAUUUGCACUCUAUUUAUGAUCAUUGCUGGAUUAGAUUA
This is a messenger RNA of Populus nigra (black poplar), 1479 nucleotides long. Its product is annotated as glyoxylate/hydroxypyruvate reductase HPR3-like. The record is from RefSeq and is a predicted model, not a curated record. NCBI's taxonomy places the organism in Eukaryota, Viridiplantae, Streptophyta, Magnoliopsida, Malpighiales, Salicaceae. The transcript has 3 exons. Gene Ontology annotation, molecular function: NAD binding; glyoxylate reductase (NADPH) activity; hydroxypyruvate reductase [NAD(P)H] activity. Bases 46 to 1125 code for a protein of 359 amino acids. Gene Ontology annotation, cellular component: cytosol.